UCAAAAUAAUGACUUAUUUUCCUGUCACAGUCAAAAUCUGCAGUUUUAAGGCAAUAUAGUUGAUCUGAUCGUUUAGAUUUGUAAAGAGAAAGAAAYUGUAAUCAUGCCUUCUUCGAAGAAGAAAAAUUUGAAGSAAAUUUACAUGGCGAAUUCUAUGGAAGAGCUAAAUAAACUCGCCGAAGUAAGGACACCUGGAACCAAUCCUGCGUUGCUUUCUAAAACAGCUGAUCGRUUGUACACUGAAGCUUUGUCAAACGAYGACAGCAAUGAUGAAGAAAGAGCCUAUGUUUUCUAUCUACGAUAUGUAUCAGUCAUCACUAUGAUCAGAAAGACAAACCAGUACAAAAAGGACAAGGAAUAUUAUGAUAAAAUGUUGGGAAAAACCAAACCAAUCAAAGCAAUCACUCAAGCUGAAAAACUCCAGAACAGUUUGGUGAAAAGAUAUGAAGAAAGAAAGAAGUUGAAAGAAGAUGAAGAACUUGCCAAGAAAGUUCUUGCCAAAAAGAAUGAUGAAGAAAAACAACCCAAAGAAGUCAAUAAACCAAGUUUUGAUCUUCCUGGUCAUGGGAAGGUAAUAUCUUCAUCAGGGGAUAUCUAUGAGAAGCUGAAGGUUAAUCACUCAAGUAUUCUGACUCCACAAGGAUCAAMAUCUAAUGGUUUUAGUAAUGACUCUGAUGCUCUUAUUCCUGGAAUGACCAACACAAUGCCGUGUUUAACAGCAGAGCAGCUUUACUCCCUUAUGAAGGACUCKCCAUCAUCUGACAUUCUCAUCCUUGACAUCAGAUCUCAAAAAGAUUUUACAAAAAACCAUAUUCUCAUUGAAUCUUGUAUCAACAUUCCUGCAGAGCUCUUAGAACAUGGGGUGUCUGUCAGCAACAUUGAAAGAAGACUUCAAGAGAGAACUCGUCUUGUAUGGCGAGAAAGAGGAAGGAAACAGCACAUAAUAAUUGUUGACAAAUCAACUCAAGUUAAGAAUAUUUCACCAUCAUCCAAACCUUUCCAGUUUAAAGAAGCAAUAUACAAGAAUGAUUCCAGYUGUCAACUAAURCAUGAACCAUGGAUUCUUGAUGGUGGUUUUGAUGAUUGGCUGUGGCAUUAUCCAUCCAUGGCUACAAAAYCUGAAUUACCUGUUAUUUCAUCAAAUACCAGUUUAGAUAACAURAUAGACGUUUCAUCACUGGACUUUCCUGAGUUACCUGUUGAAACCAAACCUCCACCRAUGGAGUCAAAGCCACAACCUCCAUCAAACACAGCUGGUAGUCAAGAUAUCAAUAAUGUUUAUCCUUCAUUAGUUUCUUCCCUUAAACCCUCACCACCAAAACACACACCAUACCAACAUGGACUGACUAAUGAURGAAWGUCUGCACAAAACAAGCUGCCUAAUAAUUUACAUGUACAAGAACMAGAGAAGAAGACAGAUAUCCCUACUAGACCACCUCUGACAGUACCASAAGCAGGAAAUUCCACAAAUCCUGUCAGUAAACCAAAUGAAAUUCCUCGUAGUUGGCAGCAGCCUUAUUCUGUACCAGCUAAUCAGGACUUAAACCAGGAUUUAAGCAGACCCCUGGAUCAACCAGCAUCACGCCAACACACUACAGCUCCAGGAAUAAAACAGAAUGCUUCAAAAAUACCUGAUGAUAAAUCUCUUGAUCAAUUGCCAAGAAAUCAACAACCUAACYCAUCACAUACCAUGAAUACUGCCAAUCAAAUCCCAGGUCCUCCUGUUCAACCAGUAUCUGGACCAACUUCAAGAAAUGAGAAUAUUAUUCAAGGACCAGCAUCAUCUUCAACUGGUUAUAUUGGUAUCCCAGGACAGUCAACAARUGCAAUCAAUCAGAGUAGUCUUCCUGGACAGACUACAAAAUUUGAGCCGCCAAAGGAGUUUCCUGGAAGUGCACCUGUUUCAACUAUUGGAAAUAGCAUUCCAAGACAGACACCCAUUAUAACCAAUCUAAACUCUUUUCCUGGACAGACACCCAGCAACUAUGCCCCUAAGCAGCUUGUUGAUCACAGACCUACACCACCACCUUCAAAUUUCCAGAAUCACGUUCCUGGAAAUCUUCCAAGUACACAGGUUACUGGUCAGAAGCCAGGGCUCCCACCUAUAUAUGGACAAUCAGUUAUUCCUAGCUCACAAACACCUCAAAAUGUAARCAAACSAACAUCAAAUCAGGGGGAUGCAAAAUCUGUUGUUCCUCCAUCAGAGAUAAAUCAAAUUGGAUAUAAGACAACCAAGGGGUUUCCCCAUGGAUGGGAAAAAUGUGUAGAUAAUAACAACAGAGUCUUCUACAAAGACCACAACACACAAACCACACAUUGGAAUUUACCAAACAGCAUAACAACACAGCAACAAAAUAAACCAACUAAUCAAGAUACAAUUACCACACCAAAACAGCAAAUUCCCAAACAACUUGGAACUACUCUUCCUGGACAAACAAACAAGCUUAAGUCAAACWURCGGCGAUCUUUAUCUUCACCAAAUUUAGCAAACCUAGAUGAUGAUAGUAAAGAAGAUAACAUUAAAGUUGAUCCUGUAAUUAACAGAUCACUCAAGCCAGCUGCUAAACCUUCUUUUAACCGCAGUGCUAAACCAUUGACAACACUAAAAAUAGACUCUCUAAAUCCUGUCCAUGGAGGAAUUGGGCGUGGUCUAACAGGGUUACGCAACCUUGGCAAUACAUGUUAUAUGAACUCAGUACUGCAAUGUCUGUUUAGUACAGCACCACUCGCACAGUACUUUAUUUCUGGUACUUUUAGAGAUGACUUGAAUACCAGAAACCCUAUGGGGACAAGAGGAGAAUUAGCAGAACAGUUUUCAAUUCUUGUUCGAGUUGCAAAUUCUGGACAAUUCAAGUCUCUGUCUCCAGUAGACUUCAAGAAAACUGUGGGUAAAAUCAAGUCAACUUUCUCAGGGUUUGAUCAGCAGGACUCACAAGAAUUCUUAGCCUUGAUGAUGGACAAGCUUCAUGAAGAUGUCAACAUGAUCUUGAAGAAGCCUUAUCUUGAGGCGCCUGGUGAUGAGAUAGAACCAAGCCAAGCUGCAGAAAUGUCAUGGGCCAAUCACAAAAAGAGAAAUCAAUCAAUCAUGCUGGAGCUUUUUGAUGGUUUGUUCAUGUCUACUGUUCAAUGUCUGGUGUGUUCCAAGAAGUCUGUUACAUUUGAAACAUUCUCCAAUUUAACUCUUCCCAUUCCAGCAAACUCAAACCAUUGCACUUUGCAGGACUGCAUCAGCUUGUUCACACGUCCUGAGAAGAUGUCAGGUGAUGAUAAAUGGUACUGCCCAAAGUGCAAACAACACAGAGAAGCUAGCAAACAGCUGCAGAUCUGGMGACUACCACCAAUACUGGUCAUUCACUUGAAAAGAUUUCAAUAUGAUGGUAUGUGGAGACAAAAGCUUCAAACUGGUAUUUCCUUCCCCCUUGUGAACCUGGACAUGACAGGCUAUGUGAAGGGGCCAAAAUCUCAACAGCCAUACUCUUUGUAUGGUGUCUCCAAUCAUUAUGGAACCAUGCAUGGGGGACAUUACACUGCAUUUUGCCGCAACUCACAUGACAAGAGAUGGUACAAGUUUGACGACCAACUUGUAUCUGAGCUAUCUAGCAAAAAUUCCAUAGUGACAUCUGCAGGAUACCUUCUGUUUUAUACUUCAAUUCCAUUCCAGCCACCAAAGAUAUUUUAAUGCCUUAGGCAAUCAUCUUUAUCAAUACAAAUAAUAUAAAUAAAUAAAAAUUCUGAAAAAAAAAUCUUUAUGAAUACCUUAAAGAAUUGAAUAAUAUUCUGAAACUGCUAGGGACAAGAUUGAGACAUAUAUUUGUCAGAGAUCUUAUUGCUUAUCAGUGAUUGUGAAUGCAGGCAAAGAGUUUAACAAAUGAAGCUUGGUUUUUGUCAAGUAUUAAAACCAAAUCACUGACAGCCUUUGAUGUAAAUAGAAACCAUCAGCUGAGAAAUAAAUUGAUACGAUAUUUCUGUAAAUAAGAUGUAAAUAAGCAGUUUUAUAGGGGUAUUUUGCUCAGACUAACCAUGAAAARUAUAUAGAUGAGUCUUUUGUAAUCUUGUUAAUACAAGAAAUUUGAGUGCUUAUAAAGUAAAAACAGUUUGAAACAUCGAAAUGUUCAACUCACAACUGACAAUAAGACUGAGAAAAAAAACUUACAAUAACCAGAGAUUGAAUGCUUGAGUUCACACUAAAAUAAUAGACUUGAGCUUUCAAUCUAUAGAACUGGAUUCAAAUGCAAGAGUGAGCAAUCACAUUUGUGUCCUUAUUAGGCAAGACACUUUACUCUCUCAGUUCAUUGUCUUCUAAGAAAGGCUGGAGGUUCYAUCUCUCUAUGAUACUUCAAAUUAGCACCCAAGGGAUGUCCCACAGCAMUAUCAGGCUAAGAGUAGGGAGAACAGUUCCUGGGAGUAUAUAGUCAGAGUGUACUUAAUUUGGAGCAAAGCUCUGUUGUGUUUCCCUCACAAAUUUAUUUUGGCAAAAGCACAAUGUACGAAUAAAAUAUAGUCAUUUUUCACACAUGUUUAUAAUAUAAUCAUCAUAUACCAAACAUACAACAGRUUUCAUGAAAAACUAACUAUAAAGAAAUGUCAAAUUAGUUCAAGUAAAAACUUGUAUUUGUUGAGGUAAAAAUAUACGACAAUAAAGAUUGAAACAUU
This is a messenger RNA of Exaiptasia diaphana, 4653 nucleotides long. Its product is annotated as ubiquitin carboxyl-terminal hydrolase 8. The record is from RefSeq and is a predicted model, not a curated record. NCBI's taxonomy places the organism in Eukaryota, Metazoa, Cnidaria, Anthozoa, Actiniaria, Aiptasiidae. Bases 104 to 3679 code for a protein of 1191 amino acids. The transcript has 16 exons. Gene Ontology annotation, molecular function: protein binding; cysteine-type deubiquitinase activity. Gene Ontology annotation, biological process: protein deubiquitination.